AUGGGUUUCUGUGGGCUGGGUCGCUCUGACAUACUGCGGAUCCUGCAGAUCGUCUUCUGUGCCCUGGCGCUACUCAUCCCCAUGUUCCGAGGGAAGAUGAUCAACCCGUACGGAGUGUGGUGUGAGUUCGUGUGGGUGUUUGGAAUGGUUGUUGCCGUGGUCAUACUGGUGCUGGAGAAGCUGCUACUGGUGGUGAUCCUGCAGGUGUGUCUCCAGCACAGCUGGGACGACCUCAAGUGCGGACUACUGAUGCUCUGCACCCUCAUGCUCCUCUCUGCCUCCAUCAUCUAUGCCGUGGUCUUCGUGUGCUCUCGCUGCUUUGGGGACAUCAUCUCUGCCAUUUUCUCAUUUUUGGCCCUGAUUGUGUACGCCGUGGAUGCCGUCAAGUCCAAGCUCAAAUGCCCCAAAGGAUACCUGUCGAACGGGCGGGGCAUUCUCCGCUUCAGCCAGUGCUGGGUGGCCUGUAUCAUCCUGGCGGCAGCCACCAGCGCUUUCCUGGGUGUUGAGCGGAUGGAUCACAUGCUGCCUCUGAUGUGGUGCAUGCUGGUCUACAGCGUCUGUUUGCUGGUCUCCGCGGUGAUUAUUUUGGCUCAUUUGCUGAAGCCACUGAAUGCAUUGUGCUGUUGUGCACUGGAUAAAUUGGAGGUCAUCAUUAACGUGGUUGCUGUGGUACUGUAUAGCUCCGCGGCCGUGCUAUGGAUUCUGUACGCGUACCGAUACUACAGAAGGAAUCGAUGGGGGGACAUAUGGCACAACCGCCGCUUAGACGACGUGAACGUAGUGUCUGUCCUGACCUUCGUCAACCUGGGUUUGUACACCGCUGAUCUGAUCUGGUCUCUCCUGGCUCUUUACAAACGGAUAUGA
This is a messenger RNA of Chanos chanos (milkfish), 864 nucleotides long. RefSeq names its product myeloid-associated differentiation marker-like protein 2. The record is from RefSeq and is a predicted model, not a curated record. Bases 1 to 864 code for a protein of 287 amino acids. Gene Ontology annotation, cellular component: membrane. Lineage: Eukaryota; Metazoa; Chordata; Actinopteri; Gonorynchiformes; Chanidae. The transcript has a single exon.